CGCGCCGCCGCGCCGGUUUUCUGAACGCUAUUACAAUCCCUGUCCUGCCUCUUUGUUUUCUUCCUCUCCCUCAACGGAUUCCCCAAAGCCCUCUCCUUUUCCUCUUUAAAACCUCAUUUCCUCCCCUUUCCUUCCAUUUCCUUCCUUCCAAUCAAACCAUUCUCCCUUCCCUUCCCCUCCCCAUCUCCAGCAAAUGUCGUCCUCCCUUUCCACACCCUUCUCAGCUUCCUUCUCCACUGCGGCUAUAGCCGCUGGCAAUUCCACUCAGCACAGUAUCCGUUCACUCUCCAACCUCUCCUUCCGGCUCUCCCCUAAUCCACGAAUUCCAUGCUUCAGCAAGGGGUUGAAUCAUAGUCAGAACAGCUCUGCUGUGAUGAAAGCCCAGUUGAAUGAGGUAUGCUUCAUUCAGCGGUUUUCCUUAGAGGAUCUGUUUUCAAAUUUUUGUACCUUCCUGGACAAUUUCUUUGGAUCAUCUGUUGCCUCAAAGGUUGCUGUUGACAAUGGUUCAUCAAAUGCUGCACCUGCACCUCCAGCCAAAUCAGGAGAACCAGCAGCUGAAGCAAAGGAUUCUAUGACAUCUAGUGAUACACCUCCAGCUUUGGCCACAGAGGAGUCAAUCUCCGAGUUCUUGACUCAAGUUUCAAGCCUAGUCAAAUUAGUUGAUUCGAGAGAUAUUGUGGAAUUGCAAUUAAAACAACUUGACUGUGAGCUAAUAAUACGGAAAAAGGAGGCCUUGCCUCAGCUUCCAUGUUCUGCUCCAGAUGUUGUGAUGCAUUCAUCCUCUACACUGCCAGCAAUGCCACCCACUCAGACUGCACCAGCUCCUGCACCUUCUGUGUCAGCUCCUUCAUCCCCACCUCCACGAUCUACUACGUCUGUUGCUCCCAAAUCAGCAAAAUCAUUGCUUCCUCCUCUUAAGUGUCCCAUGGCUGGCACAUUUUAUAGAAGUCCUGCACCUGGUGAACCACCUUUUGUAAAGGUUGGAGAUAAAGUACAGAAGAGACAGAUCCUGUGCAUCAUUGAGGCAAUGAAAUUGAUGAAUGAAAUAGAAGCUGAUAGAUCAGGUACCAUAGUGGAGAUACCCGUAGAAGACUGCAGGCCAGUGAGCGUUGAACAGCCACUGCUUGUAAUUGAACCCUGAAGCUAAACCGUUGAGCAGGCAAACCAAUGGAUCCUGUAGAAGAGCAAUAGGGAGUUUCAGUUGGUAAGUUAGAGGUAAAGUUGUGUGGCAUUGUAUUAUUGUGUUAGCUUAUUUUGCUUAAGUUUGUCAGUAGAGAUAGUAAGUGACUGAAUUAGAGUCAUUUAUUUGCAGUUUGGGACUUUAUCUGCAAUUUAGGGUACAGAACAAAUUUUCUUAUAAUUGGAUUCCUGAAUAAAUUGUUUGAGUGUUUAGUUGCCAGGAUGAAAUUUGUCUGCUUUUUGUGGGCACACAGAAGGGCCAAUGAAAACACCACUUUUGUUAGAUUCUCUCUCUACACACCGAAAAAGAAUUUUAUGGAAAUCUAAGAAUAUUAAAGCUUAAAUGAGUAAUCAUUUGGUUCCAAAAAUAUGAGUUAUUUUCUUAUUUUUGAUAGAAGGUAACAAACACUUAAUUGAAACCUUAACAUGAACUUGAGCUGUGAAGUCUUCUAAAGUAAACCAUUGUGUUAAAUGAAAAUUGGGUCUUAUCUCAGGUAUUUAUGAAGUUUCCCUUAAUAAUUACUAUUCGUCUUUGAUUAAUUUUAAGAUAAUGAGAGUAAUAUGUGAUUCUUUUAUAAUUUUCAUUGCAUAUAAUUAGAAACAGAGAUUCAAUGUAUGAUCAAUGUAUGAAUAUGGUUAGUUUCUUUGUUUUUUUUUUUUGGCCACACAUGUAUGGUUAGUUGACUUGGAUGAACUUAGAUGAACUUAGAUGAACCUUUGAAUAUUUUUUUUCAUCACUGAUUGUCAUGAUUUCAUAACAAGAGUGGUUAGUUUAUGUUAUUUUGUAAAAGAAAUAACUGAUAGGCAU
Molecule: messenger RNA, 1987 nt
Organism: Rubroshorea leprosula
Lineage: Eukaryota; Viridiplantae; Streptophyta; Magnoliopsida; Malvales; Dipterocarpaceae
Source: the annotation of a GenBank genome assembly